CGCGGCAUGUCGAGAGAAUAUCGCUGUAAAUAACAGCUUCAAUCGCAUCUCCCAAGUCCAAAAACAUUUCCUACUCUUUGCUCAACUCAUUACUUCUUUAGUCAAGUCUCUCAAUAGCUCUUUGUUCUCUUAUCUCAACGCCAUGGCCGAUCGCUACGUCACCAUUCACGAGUCUCCUAAUGGACCAGGAGAUUCUCGCCCAACAGCUGUCCAGAUCAUCAAGGAUGAAGGUCUAGAAGGAAAACUGAACGAUCAGGUCGUCUUCAUCACCGGCUGUUCCGCGGGCAUCGGAAUUGAGACCGCGAAAGCGCUGUAUCUCACUGGCGCAACUCUAUAUCUCACGGCUCGAGAUCUCGAAAAGGCAAAGUCAGCCUUGGGCGACCUCGCGCAAGAUGAGCGUGUUCACCUUCUCGAACUUGAUCUGGCGUCGCUGGAAAAUGUUCGUUCAUGCGCUGCCGAGUUCUUAUCUAAGAGUCCAAAACUCAAUAUCCUUAUCUGCAACGCUGGGGUCAUGUGUACACCAGAAGGACGCACGAAAGACGGCUUCGAAACACAAUUUGGUACAAACCAUCUUGCUCAUUUCCUCUUGUUCCAACUACUCAAACCUGCGCUGGCCAAAGGUACGACGUCUGAUCGCGCAUCGCGAGUCGUCAUGCUGAGCUCACUUGCCCAUCGCUUCGGCGAGGUCAACUUUGACAACGUCAACAUGGAGGGCUGCUACGAUGGCAACCAAGCAUACUCGCAGAGCAAGACUGCCAACCUCUGGACAGCUAAUGAGAUCGAGCGGAGGUACGCCAACGAGGGCAUUCAUGCGUGGAGUGUUCAGCCAGGCGGUGUCCUCACAGAUCUGGGAAGACAUUUAUCUGAGGAACAAAAGAGCGGCCUCGCGGUGGAUCCAUAUCUUAAAACAAUCUGGAAGCUCCCGGACCAAGGUGCUGCUACAAGUGUUUGGGCAGCUGUCGCUGAGGCUUUGGAAGGUCAAGGUGGGAAAUAUCUUGAGGACUGUCAAAUCGUCGGGAAGUGGGAUCUUUCUACUCCGCUUUAUGGAAGAGGAUAUGGGGAGCAUGCGUGUGAUACUGAGAAAGCGGCGAGAUUAUGGGAUAAGUCUCUUGAGUGGGUGGGUUUGUAGACUAGUGAAGAACCACCGAGAAAAGAGUACAAUUGUGUUUACUAACUACUAUCGUGUUCAUACCAAGAACAAACCGAGGCUCACAAGCUGCUCAUAACGUCAAUUCAAUCAAGGUCCUGUUGAGUUAUCUGCAUAGUCGGUUGUAUUUCCCAUAAAGUCAUCGCAGGAGGGAUUGAGAAUAUGGUAUCGAUAG
This is a messenger RNA of Fusarium verticillioides 7600, 1322 nucleotides long. Its product is annotated as oxidoreductase. The transcript has a single exon. The record is from RefSeq and is a predicted model, not a curated record. The coding region runs from base 143 to 1129 and encodes 328 amino acids. Lineage: Eukaryota; Fungi; Ascomycota; Sordariomycetes; Hypocreales; Nectriaceae.